This is a messenger RNA of Cheilinus undulatus (humphead wrasse), 2805 nucleotides long. It is a transcript of the gene plk1, whose product is annotated as polo-like kinase 1 (Drosophila). Bases 343 to 2094 code for a protein of 583 amino acids. Gene Ontology annotation, cellular component: centrosome; spindle pole; cytoplasm. Gene Ontology annotation, biological process: protein phosphorylation; mitotic cell cycle; regulation of cytokinesis. Gene Ontology annotation, molecular function: ATP binding; protein binding; protein serine/threonine kinase activity. NCBI's taxonomy places the organism in Eukaryota, Metazoa, Chordata, Actinopteri, Labriformes, Labridae. The record is from RefSeq and is a predicted model, not a curated record. The transcript is spliced from 11 exons.
AAACUUGUGCUGAUGACUGUUGUCAAAAGGCAGAACGGGAUAACGCCGCAACCACCGAGGGACGAGUCUGGCGAUUGUUUUCAUGUCUGCCUCAGGUUUUUAUGAAUUUUGAGAUUCAAAAGCGUUGUAUUUUUAAUGUUAGAAUAAAGCUUUGAUAGUCGUUCACGUUAAAUGCGGUUUACGGUAGUUUUGAUUUGAAUUAUCCAGUGCAAGCGAAGAAGCUAGCGUUCAGGGCUAAACUGACGUCGGUUAACAAUUGUUGACCAUUUAAAGAUAUUGCAGAUACUUCGAAUUGCUUUUAAAAGCUUAUUUUACAAACGCCGAACACCAAUUUAAUCCAAAAUGAGUGCAGGUGUUGCGAAACCGGCGAAUCCGUCGGCACAUGUCGACCCGAAAUCGGCUCCUCUCAAAGAAAUCCCAGAUGUGUUGGUCGACCCUCGCACCAUGAGGAGAUACGCGAGGGGGAGAUUCCUCGGAAAAGGUGGUUUUGCCAAAUGCUACGAGAUAACAGACCUGGAAACGAAGCAGGUUUUCGCAGGAAAAAUCGUGCCCAAGUCGCUCAUCCUGAAGCAGCACCAGAGGGAGAAAAUGACGUCUGAAAUAGCCAUUCACAAAAGCCUUAACCACGCCAACGUCGUCGGAUUCCAUGGGUUUUUCGAAGAUGACGACUUUGUCUUCGUCGUCCUGGAAAUCUGUAGGAGAAGGUCCUUGUUGGAGCUUCACAAGCGUCGUAAGGCUGUGACUGAGCCCGAAGCUCGCUACUACAUGACCCAGCUGCUCAAAGGUGUCCAGUACCUGCACAGCAACAGAGUCAUCCACAGAGACCUGAAACUGGGGAACAUUUUCCUUAAUGAUGACAUGGAGGUCAAGAUAGGUGACUUUGGUUUAGCCACUAAGAUCGAGUUUGAUGGUGAGAGGAAGAAGACAUUGUGUGGAACGCCCAACUACAUCGCACCUGAGGUGCUUUGUAAGAAAGGCCACAGCUAUGAGGUGGACGUCUGGUCACUUGGAUGCAUUCUGUACACUUUGUUGGUGGGUAAGCCCCCAUUUGAGACCUCUUGCCUGAAGGAAACUUACAACCGCAUUAAGAAAAACAACUACACCAUCCCUUGGCACAUCAACCCUGCCGCGUCCUCUCUCAUCAAGCGAAUGCUGCAUGCCGACCCCGCCCAAAGGCCAACCAUUGCUGACCUCCAGACAGACGAGUUCUUCACAUCAGGUUACAUCCCCUUACGCCUGCCCACCACCUGCCUCACUGUGCCCCCGCGCUUCUCCAUCGCCCCGUCCACAGCUAUGGAGCUCAACCAGAGACGCCCACUGACCGCCAUCAACAACAAAGCAGGGACAGAGAAGGUGGAUGUGAAGGAUGAGCCGUUGCAAAGGGAGGCGGAGCCAUCAGAAAACCACCUGAAAGAUAUGCUGCAGCAGCUCAACAGCAUCAUCGCUGCCAAACCCUCAGAGAAGGCCGUCAUCUGCCAGGAGGAGGCAGAGGAUCCUGCAUGUAUUCCCAUCUUCUGGAUCAGCAAAUGGGUGGAUUACUCUGACAAAUAUGGAUUAGGUUACCAGCUGUGUGAUAACAGCGUUGGUGUGCUGUUCAAUGACUACACUCGUCUGAUCAUGUAUGCUGAUGGAGACAGUCUGCAGUACAUCGACAAAACGGCAGCCGAGUCGUACCUCAGCGUGCGAUCAUUUCCUCCCACACUCAAUAAGAAGAUAACUUUGCUGAAAUAUUUCCGUAACUACAUGAGCGAGCACCUGCUGAAGGCAGGCGCCAACAUCGCACGGCGGGAAGGAGACGAGCUGGCCCGACUGCCAUACCUCUCCCUCUGGUUCAGAACAAAAAGUGCCAUCGUGCUGCACCUCACCAAUGGCACUGUUCAGAUCAACUUCUUCCAGGACCACACCAAGCUGAUCCUGUGCCCCCUGAUGGGCGCAGUGACCUACAUCGAUGAGAAGCGAGACUUCCGCACCUACAAGCUCUCCCUGCUGGAGGAGUUCGGCUGCAGCAAGGAGCUCGCCAGCCGCAUUCGCUACGCCAAACUCAUGGUGGAGAAACUGCUGGACAGCAAACCUACCCCAGCUGCUGCACAUUAGGUCAAAAUCACUCUUAAUUCUCUGACCACUUCUCCCUGCCUGCCAGCCUCUGAGAACGACAGACCCUCAGAUUCUUCAUAUUUUAUUCAUUGGUUGGGUGUAAAUGAUUUUUAUUGGCCUUGAUUUGUACAAUAGAGAUUAUUCCUUCUAUAGAAUCCCGUUUUUAUUUUUCUUCUGCAGUCAGUCAGAUCCCUUCUCAACUUUCUUAAUGAAGCUUGACUAAACUGACACAUUCACAUUGAAGCAAUCUUUGACAGCUGACCCCUACAACGAAGCAGACGAGCUAUUCCUGUACAUUUAAAUAAGUCCAGAUGGAAACAAUAUAAAUGUUGUGGUUCCUGGUGUUCAGAAUCAUUCUCUGGUUCUUGAUGCUUGUUUGCAUUUGUUCUUGAAUCAUUCGUGUGUUUGAAGCUGAGUGGACAGGCGUGUCGUUGUUGAAGCUCAGAUCGGCUGUGUGAAUGGGGGCGAGUUUCCCUGGUCACUUCUCUAGUUUUGUCUGUUUUAUCUGUGUUGUCUGUAGAGAGAUGGACCAUGUUAAUACGUCUUCAUCAUGUACAUUGUUUUCCUCCUCUAGCUUCUUUUAACACUUUUUAAGUAUAUUUUAGAUGUCUUUUUCAACAUGUACAGACCUGUACAUACUGCUGAAUAUUCAUACAUGUUGUAAAAAUGAUUGAAUUUUACCCAAGUUUAAAUAAAGAUUCUUUUGAACAA